Dendrobium catenatum is the source of this 1586-nucleotide messenger RNA. Its product is annotated as protein ABHD18. The transcript is spliced from 6 exons. The coding region runs from base 387 to 1466 and encodes 359 amino acids. The record is from RefSeq and is a predicted model, not a curated record. NCBI's taxonomy places the organism in Eukaryota, Viridiplantae, Streptophyta, Magnoliopsida, Asparagales, Orchidaceae.
UAUGCCCACACUCUCGCGCAGUCGCACCCACAGUUUUCUCCCACAGAUUUGAUCUGUAAGUUUCCAAUUUUACUCGGCGCUCCUCCGGUUGGAUGGUGCAAUGUUCUUCACUGGGCCAGGAGAGCUCCUAGGAUGUCUCGCCCGAUGUCUCGAUUCCCUUCCUAGUUUUUUUUUCUCCCGGAUUAGAUCUUUUCAUUUUGUUCUCCCGCUGAUUUCUGCAUGAAAGCUGGGAUCUUUCUGCAGCCUUUGACUUCGGCUAGUGUCUUCAUCGAAUGGAGGAGAUCUUUGUUGUCCUGGUGUGGAUCCGAGUGAUUUCAUGCUUAUGAGAUGGUAAUUAUUAAUCUAUUCUGUAAGUUGUUGCAUUCGGGAAUUUCCAUUUAAAUCAGAUGGUGUCUAUAAAUGUGGGGGUUCUCCAUUAUGUGUUGGAUCACAUUUAUGGGGCGUGCAUGCAUCGUACCAAAUUAAGCACUCCUUUUUUCUCGAGGGGAUGGGGAGGAACCAAACUUGAGCUUUUUGAGAGCAUGUUGAAGCAGCUCUUUCCAGGGUCUGUCAGCCAAAAUUGGCCACCUAACAUGGUUCAGCCAAUUUGGAAACAAUUAUGGGAGUCAAAAAAUGCUUGUCUUAAAGAGGGAAUUUUCCGGACUCCGUGUGAUGAGCAACUUAUAAAUGCUUUGCCCCCAGAAAGCCAUAUAGCUCGGAUUGCUCUCCUAACACCGAAGUCCGUACCACCACAUAAAAUGGCCUGCGUAGUUCACUUAGCAGGCACAGGGGAUCAUACUUACGAGCGAAGAUUGCGUCUUGGAGGUCCUUUACUUAAGGAAAAUAUAGCAACAAUGGUGCUUGAGAGCCCUUUUUAUGGAAAUCGGCGACCAAAACUGCAGCGGGGAGCAAAACUUCUUUGUGUCAGUGAUUUGUUAUUGCUGGGAAGAGCCACUAUUGAGGAAGCUAGGAGUCUUUUACACUGGUUAGAUGUGGAGGGAGGUUUUGGCAAAAUGGGAAUAUGUGGACUUAGCAUGGGGGGUGUACAUGCUGCGAUGGUUGGAUCUCUCCAUCCAACUCCGAUAGCUACAUUGCCAUUUCUCGCCCCACAUUCUGCUGUGGUGGCUUUCUGUGAAGGAGUUUUGAAGCACGCAACUGCUUGGGAUGCAUUGAGAGAAGAUGCAGAGAAGGCAGGAAUGACUCUCGAAGAAGUUCGAGAACGGCUCCGAAUGGUAUUGUCAUUGACGGAUGUUACACGUUUCCCAAUUCCCAAGAGCCCUGAGUCUGUCAUACUUGUUGCUGCCACUAAUGAUGGAUAUAUUCCCAAGGACUCGGUUCUGGAGCUUCAGAAGGCAUGGCCGGGCUCAGAAGUUAGGUGGGUAACUGGUGGCCAUGUCUCCUCUUUCAUCAUCCAUUUUGAUUCGUUUCGCAGAGCCAUUGUUGAUGCUCUCAACAGAUUACCCUGGAGAGAGCCACAUAUAUUAUAAAUAAUUUGUUUUGAACUAUAUAAACUUGAUAUUUUUUUCCUAUUACGACCAUUUAAUCUCAAACCGGGCUACCAUUUGUUCUCAAUUGCUGUUUUCUUAUUUAUGAGAAACUUCUCCUGA